This is a messenger RNA of Rosa chinensis, 409 nucleotides long. Its product is annotated as CAAX prenyl protease 1 homolog. NCBI's taxonomy places the organism in Eukaryota, Viridiplantae, Streptophyta, Magnoliopsida, Rosales, Rosaceae. Bases 15 to 374 code for a protein of 119 amino acids. Gene Ontology annotation, molecular function: metalloendopeptidase activity. The transcript has 4 exons. Gene Ontology annotation, biological process: CAAX-box protein processing. The record is from RefSeq and is a predicted model, not a curated record. Gene Ontology annotation, cellular component: endoplasmic reticulum membrane.
GGCUUACAAAAGCUAUGUUUUUCUUCUACCAGAUCACUGAUUUGCCAUUUUCUCUCUACUCCACAUUUGUGGUUGAGGCACGUCAUGGUUUCAAUAAGCAAAUGAUAUGGUUAUUCUUCAGAGAUAUGUUGAAAGGAAUUUGCCUUAUGGCUGUUCUUGGUCCAUCAAUUGUGUCUGCAAUUAUUGUGAUUGUGCAGAAAGGAGGUGCUUACUUGGCCAUUUAUCUUUGGGGAUUCAUGUUUGUGCUCUCUCUUAUUAUGAUGACCAUCUACCCUAUUCUAAUAGCUCUACUCUUUAACAAGUUUACCCCUCUUCCAAAGGGUUCGCUCAGGGAGAAAUUGAGAAGCUCCCCUCUUCCCUUAAGUUUCCAUUGAAGAAGUUGUUUGUUGUUGAUGGAUCUACAUGGUCA